GGGUUGCACGUUAGAAGGGUACAACUUCGGGUUUAGGCUCCCAGGAAGGAGCGGGGGGAGAGGUGCUGGGGUCUGAGGAAACCUAACUGAAGAAAGGCAAGGCGGCCUGCAAAACUACGGGGGAAGGUGUGGAGGCUUCCGAUUUUAGGGGUAACUUGAGGUAGCUCAGGCAUCCUUUGAGGUGCUUUUAGGUUGACAUUGCAACCAGGAAUAGCGAGCAGUACGGGGUUUAUUUGUUAUUUUUUUCGGCAAGGCCCUUGUACCUUCACAAAUAGUAAUAGUGGUUUACGGAGAUACGCAGCACGUUGUCCAGUCUGGAGAUGUCACGUCAGUGAUCGGCAAAGCUGCACCUGUUGCAUUUUUUACUGUUACACAAUUCUUAAAAGACGAAGAGAUGCUCUACUUGAAGUCUCUUGAUUAUUGUGAGAUUAUGAAGGAUUUGUAUCAUUUCUAACACAAUCCUAUGCAUACUAGGAAGUAAAUCCUAAUUGUGGUUAGUGGAGAUUAUUCCCAGCUCUUUUGCCUGAAAAUUUUGUGGAGGCUCUUUAGGGCAAAAAAACAAAACAAAACACCAAACACAUUGAUAUUGGAAUAAGAAAAUAUUUUUUUGGAAAUGAGUGAAGCAGUCUUACUUCAGAACAAGUGGGCUAAUGCCUCAGAAGGUGAAGAUGAUGACAUGGCAUGUGGAGACUUGGGAAAUGGACUUACUAGAAGAUGUAAUAGUACUCAUGAAUUGGAAGGCUUCAAUACAUAUACAGGCAGGCCUAGAAGCUCAACAAGGAAAAGCUUGAGUCCAUCUGUGUUGGCAAACAAAGGGGAAGACUCUGAUGGGGCAAUUUAUCGUUGCUCAAAGUGUCACCGUUUGAAUGACGUGUCAGUAAAACAAUUUGGAGGAAAUGGAUUUGUUAGCUGCACCCGCCAAAACAGCUCUGAGUCUAACUCUGAGGUAUCAAAUGAAGAAUUAAAACAACAUCUACAAGAGGUUUUAGAGGAAGUAGAAAUUUUGAGAGUUGAGUUGGAAGCAUCUCAAAGACAACUUGAAGGCAAAGAGCAAGCAUUAAAAAUUCUUCAGGGUAUGGAAAUAAAUGUUCUACAGUGGGAAAUCAAAAUUAAUCAGGAGAAAUCUAAAAAUUUAGAAGAGACUUGGGCAGAAAAAUAUGAAAGAAUAUAUUGUGAAAAUGCUGCACUUAAAGAAACACUUAAAUUGAAAAUUGAUGAAAUUAAAGCACUGAAGUCUGAAAAUGAACUUUUGGAUCAACAGCGUUUGGAGAUUCUUGCAAUGCUUGAUGUCAAACAGCAGAAGAUUAUGCAGGAGAACAUGUCUCUUAGCAAGAGUGGUGUUACAGAGAUUACAGGACUUGACCUGGCAGUACUUGGAGCCUGCACUUGUAAUGGUCCUGAGGGAGAGCCAUGCUCCUGUGCCAAGAUGUCAGCAGCAACUCGAAAACAACUUCUUCAACUCAAGCAAGAGUUUGAACUUCUGAAGAAGAGUAAAGAAGAAGCUUAUAUAAUGGCAGAUGCCUUCAGAAUUGCAUUUGAGCAGCAGCUGAUGCGGAGGAAGGAUCAGGCUUUGAGGCUUGCACAAAUGAGUAAGAUCUGCAGAAAAGACAAACUUCUAAACUGGAAAAGCACCAAAGAGGAUGGUGUUCUGAUGUUUUCAAAAAAUAGGAAAAGCUGGGGUGAAAAGUUGAUGGGAAUGCUUGCCUCUGGCACUGACAGUAAGAAAGUAGAAGAACUACAUAAUCCACAAGAAAUCAUCCGGAUGCUAAUUGACUUGGUGAAUGAUAAGGAAGAGGCUUUGGCCCAUCAAAGGAAGGUUAGUUACAUGCUUGCUCGUGCUUUAGAAGAGAAAGAUGAUACUUUGCGGAAGAAUACAGAAAGUAAUUUUUCAGAAGAAGAACUUGCUCUUAAGAGCAAUCAAUGCAAAAAAGAUGGAAAGCCCCAAGAGUUGAUUGCUACUCGAUGUUCGUCAUACCAAACAUGUAUUUCUCAAGAUGGCUCCUGCUGCAUUUCCAACACAUGUCCUGACAGAAUCCUGAAUUGUACAUCUAUGAAUUCAUGUUCCCUGACAUCUGAAGAAAAUUGUGUGGCCAAAAUGGAGGAAACAGCUGAGACAAACGGAAGAUAGGGACUGUUCUGUGUAGAGUCUGGAGGAAAACAUGGCAAAGACAACACACUUCUUGAGCACUUCAUUUGAUACUUUAAGAAUUUAAGGUCCACGUACGCUUCAGCACACACUUACCUCUUAUGUGAGUGGGCUUCUCUGUUGUCUUUCAUGUUAGGGACAGGUUCAUGAGCACAGAAAUAUGCAUCAAAAAGCUGCCCUUUAAUAGGAAAGUCUGUUGAGCAUACAGUUGUUCUUGUUAACCUGCAAAGGUUUUUUGUUUUUUUUGCAAUUUUGUUGUCAUACAGCCAGACAACUUUUUAAUUAAAAACAAUUUUAGGCAAUUUUUAUCAUUUAGAUUAGCAUUAGGAUAAUUUUCUGCAGAAAAUACCUUAAUGCUGUCUCAUAUACACUUACUAUAGAUAGAUUAUAUCCAGUAGUUCACUUUUUUUAUGAACAGAAGGCUUCUUCCAAUCAUGGAAGUGUUUUUUAAUCUAGUGGAGGGCUCUGCUAACAAAAGAGGUGUGCUUUACAUCCACCAACCCACCUUCCACACUCUUGGCUGCUUCUGUUAACUAAGAGUGAGGAAAAAAUUCAUUUCUACCCUGUCUCUAUUUUGGGUCACUCUGUUGUUGUUGUUGAAAGGCCUCUGCAAAAAAGCAGCCUUUUUAGAUGUUUGAAGCUGUGCGUAUUCUCCUUCUCAUUCUUUCUACUCUGCCUAGAAUCAGUCUGGAAUCUCUAGCUUUCUCUGGCCUUUUCGCCUCCCCUUCAUUAUCUUCUUGUGCCUGUGUUUUCCUCCUCCUUGCUGGCAGGACCUGGGGAGAUGGAGUCUCCCCAAGGAGUCUUUUUGCUAGAUUGAGGGACAGUUUGUAUUUUGUGUUCAUUCUCUUCCAUGGCCUAAUUUCUUUUAUCCUGUUUUUUUCCCUAACUUCCCUCUUAGUACAGCUGCCUUUUAUUAUUGAAAUCACUUUAUCUGCUAAAAAGGGGUCAAGGUAGACUACAACAACCAUAACUUUUUCCUCAGUGUUCUGCUACAGCAAGGAUAAAGAACCUGUUGCCCUACAAAUAUUGGAAUGCAACUUUCCUUGGUCAGAAUUGCUAAUUAUCAGGGAUGAAGGAGAGUUUGUAAUUCAGCAUCCGAAAUGGUACAGGUCCCCACCUUUGCUCCACAAGUUUGUUAGCUACCCUUUAGUUUUACAAGAAUAAGGGAACAUCUCUUUUCAUGAGCAUCAAGAAAAUAAGAACAUACUGGUGGCUAGAUUCAGUUACUUCAACCACCAAUUUCUCCACCCCAGUCCAACAGCUUGCAAACCUAUGAACAGAUUGUGACCCUCAAGACUUGGGCAGAAUACUACUAAUAGAUGCCUGCUUUAUUUGGAGUAGACUUUUGUAGUGGGUGAGAAGCUGCCACAGGGAAGGGAAACUGAUGAAAAUCUGCUCUCUGCUUGAAUUACCAGAGGUAUCUGCCAGAUCAGAAGUGAAUGAAAGGGAGCAGUCAGAUUCAACUAUAAAAAUAUAUUCCUUUGUUUAUAAUUUCUCAUUUUGAAAGCACUAUAUCAUGAUCAAAUAAAGCAUUUUUCACUUGUGAGA
Molecule: messenger RNA, 3694 nt
Organism: Varanus komodoensis (Komodo dragon)
Lineage: Eukaryota; Metazoa; Chordata; Lepidosauria; Squamata; Varanidae
Gene: CCDC125
Product: coiled-coil domain containing 125
Exons: 11
Coding region: 614-2128 (504 amino acids)
Biological process (GO): negative regulation of cell motility; negative regulation of Rho protein signal transduction
Cellular component (GO): cytoplasm
Source: RefSeq, a predicted model, not a curated record